ACAACACGAUUUUGAAACAUCUUCUAUGAACUUUAUAAAAAUAAAUAGCAACUAUUUCCCAUCGACACACGUGUGAAUCCACGCUUAUAAUAGUUGAAAAUUUCCCCUACCGUUUUAAAAACAUCUGAGUGCUUAGUAGUAAAAAAAUUGUUAAAAAUGCGUGAAAUAGUGCAUUUGCAGGUGGGGCAGUGCGGCAACCAGAUUGGUUCGAAGUUCUGGGAAAUUAUAUCAGACGAACAUGGUAUUGACACAACGGGUCACUAUCGAGGUGACAGCGACUUGCAACUGGAGCGAAUACAAGUGUAUUACAAUGAGGCGUCUGAUGGCACAAGGUUCGUUCCCCGGGCGGUGCUCAUCGAUCUUGAACCGGGGACGAUGGAUGCGAUCAGGUCCUCAACUUACGGUCAGCUGUUUAGACCUGAUAACUACGUAUUUGGACAGAGCGGUGCCGGUAACAACUGGGCAAAGGGUCAUUACACUGAAGGAGCAGAGUUGGUAGAUUCUGUGAUGGAUGUUGUCAGAAAAGAAGCCGAACCGUGUGAUUGCUUGCAAGGUUUUCAACUGACGCAUUCUCUCGGAGGUGGAACGGGAUCGGGCUUGGGCACAUUGUUGCUGAGUAAGCUACGUGAAGAGUACCCUGACAGGAUCGUUAAUACUUUCAGUGUUGCACCCUCUCCUAAAGUAUCAGACACAGUGGUGGAGCCCUACAACGCUACACUGUCCGUCCACCAGUUGGUUGAGAAUACUGACGAGACCUUCUGCAUAGACAACGAAGCGCUGUAUGACAUCUGCUUCAGGACCCUCAGACUGUCUUCACCGACUUAUGGAGAUUUGAAUCACUUAGUAUCGCUGACGAUGUCCGGCGUGACGACUUGUCUGCGUUUCCCGGGACAGCUCAAUGCAGACUUAAGAAAACUAGCUGUCAAUAUGGUGCCCUUCCCGAGAUUACACUUCUUCAUGCCAGGAUUCGCGCCUCUAACCGCACGAAACAGUCAAAGCUACAGAGCUCUCACUGUAGCGGAAUUAACACAGCAGAUGUUCAGUCCCGUGAACAUGAUGGCUGCGUGUGACCCGCGUCACGGCCGUUACCUCACUGUCGCCGCCAUCUUCAGAGGACGCAUGUCCAUGAAGGAUGUGGACGAACAGAUGCUCAGCGUACAGGAUAAGAACAGCAGUUACUUCGUAGAGUGGAUACCCAAUAAUGUAAAAGUAGCUGUCUGCGACGUACCUCCGCGUGGACUCAAGAUGGCCGCCACGUUCGUGGGCAACUCCACCGCUAUACAGGAGAUAUUCAAACGUAUAUCUGAGCAGUUUACAUUGAUGUUCAGAAGGAAGGCAUUUCUUCAUUGGUACACGGGUGAGGGUAUGGAUGAGAUGGAGUUCACGGAAGCCGAGAGCAACAUGAAUGAUCUUGUUUCGGAGUACCAGCAAUAUGAAGAAGUAGGUGUUGAUGACGAAUUUGAUGAACAAGAAGUGCAAGCUGAAGAAGAAUAUCCCGAAGAAUAAUAAAAAAAACAUUAGCUAGCUGUCUAGUCCCAAUGGAAUUCCCAAUUUUCUAUUUAUUAUC
Molecule: messenger RNA, 1567 nt
Organism: Nymphalis io (European peacock)
Lineage: Eukaryota; Metazoa; Arthropoda; Insecta; Lepidoptera; Nymphalidae
Product: tubulin beta chain-like
Exons: 12
Coding region: 157-1506 (449 amino acids)
Biological process (GO): microtubule cytoskeleton organization; mitotic cell cycle
Cellular component (GO): microtubule; cytoplasm
Molecular function (GO): structural constituent of cytoskeleton; GTP binding; GTPase activity
Source: RefSeq, a predicted model, not a curated record